CCCCCGAAGUUCCGCCCGCGGGGCCUGGGGGCCGUGCGAGGCCCCCGAGUUCCAGGGCUGGGGAAAGCGCUGGGGUCCCGAAGUUCUGGAGUCGGGGUCCGGGCGGGGACUGCGCGGGAGGUUCCCAAAGUUCUGGACCCGGCGUUGGAGGAGGCUGCGAAGGGGUCCCCGAAGUUUCGGACCUGGGGUGGCGGAAUAGUGCGGGAGGGGUCCCGGAAUUCCGGACAGGGGACUGGAGGGGUGGCAGGGGGGGCCUCGAAGUCUAGGAGUUGGGUACAAGGGGGAGUCUCCAAGUUCUGGAUCUGGGGCUAGAGGUGGCAGCGCGGGAGGGGGUCCACGAAGUUACGGACCUGGGGUUGUAGAGGAGGUGUCCCCGAAGUUCUGGACCCAGAGUCGGGGGGCAUCGCGGGGAUCUCGGAAGUUCCACGGUCGGGGCGCGCGUCCCGAAGUUGGGGUGCGCACUGGUGUCCUGAUGCGGGUGAGGACUGGGUCCUGAAUGAGUAUCAAGCCCCCCUGAAGUGGGGCGCGUGGGACGGGGCCUCACCCACCGGCCUGACUGGGGAUUCCUGUCACCGGGCGGUGUCGGACCCCCCUCCGGGAGCCCCGCGUCCGGCGGCGUCCGAGGCGCAUGACUAGUUGGGGCCAAGCCAGCGGCUCCUGCCACCCCUCUGGCUGCCGCUUAGAGCCUUCCCAGCCCAGCCUGACCAAUGUCCACAGCCAGGGAGCAGCCCAUCUUCAGCACACGGGCGCACGUGUUCCAGAUUGACCCGGCCACCAAGCGGAACUGGAUCCCAGCCGGCAAGCACGCGCUCACUGUCUCCUAUUUCUACGAUGCCACCCGCAAUGUCUACCGCAUCAUCAGCAUCGGGGGUGCCAAGGCCAUCAUUAACAGCACCGUCACCCCCAACAUGACCUUUACCAAAACCUCCCAGAAGUUCGGGCAGUGGGCGGACAGUCGUGCCAACACUGUCUACGGCCUUGGCUUUGCCUCUGAGCAGCAUCUGACACAGUUUGCGGAGAAGUUCCAGGAAGUGAAGGAAGCGGCGAGGCUGGCACGGGAGAAAUCUCAGGAUGGUGGGGAGCUCACCAGUCCAGCCCUGGGGCUCGCCUCCCACCAGGUGCCCCCAACCCCCCUUGUCAGUGCCAAUGGCCCCGGCGAGGAGAAGCUGUUCCGCAGCCAGAGCGCGGACGCCCCCGGCCCCACGGAGCGAGAGCGGCUCAAGAAGAUGCUGUCCGAGGGCUCCGUGGGCGAGGUACAGUGGGAGGCCGAGUUCUUCGCGCUGCAGGACAGCAACAACAAGCUGGCGGGCGCGCUGCGAGAGGCCAACGCCGCUGCCGCCCAGUGGAGGCAGCAGCUGGAGGCCCAGCGAGCGGAGGCUGAGCGGCUGCGGCAGCGGGUGGCUGAACUGGAGGCCCAGGCAGCUGCGGAGGCUCCCCAGGUCAGCGAGAAGGAAGUGCCGGCUCAGUCGCUGGAGCAGCUGGAGGCACUAGUGCAGACCAAGGACCAGGAGAUCCAGACCCUGAGGACACAGACGGGCGGGCCCCGAGAGGCCCCGGACACCACUGAGCGUGAGGAGACGCAGCAAAAGGUGCAGGACCUGGAGACCCGCAACGCGGAGCUGGAACAUCAGCUGCGGGUGACGGAGCGCAGCCUGGAGGAGGCGCGGGCGGAGCGGGAGCGGGCGCGGGCCGAGGUGGGCCGGGCGGCGCAGCUGCUGGACGUGCGGCUGUUCGAGUUGAGCGAGCUGCGUGAGGGCCUGGCCCGCCUGGCUGAGGCCGCGCCCUGAUCCUGGCUGCCGCGUCUGAGUGGGAGCAGGGCCCUCGGCUGCUUGUACAGGAACGAUUCCGGCCCACCGCGUGGGCCAGGCUGCGGGCGGCAGGCAGGCGCAUUCGCCCUAGCAGGGACUGGGGGUCCCCACUCAGCCCGGGGCAGGCCUGGCCACACCUCCCCAGCCGGCCCUGGCCGUUCACAGCCGGGGGCUGUUUUUGAGCUUUCCAUUGUGUAGAAUUUCUAGAUCCCUGGGGUGUGUACUGAU
Messenger RNA from Propithecus coquereli (Coquerel's sifaka), 2036 nucleotides. It is a transcript of the gene HOMER3, whose product is annotated as homer scaffolding protein 3. The transcript is spliced from 10 exons. Gene Ontology annotation, biological process: regulation of store-operated calcium entry; G protein-coupled glutamate receptor signaling pathway. Gene Ontology annotation, molecular function: G protein-coupled glutamate receptor binding. Gene Ontology annotation, cellular component: cytoplasm; postsynaptic density; plasma membrane. Bases 708 to 1787 code for a protein of 359 amino acids. NCBI's taxonomy places the organism in Eukaryota, Metazoa, Chordata, Mammalia, Primates, Indriidae. The record is from RefSeq and is a predicted model, not a curated record.